Messenger RNA from Rhodamnia argentea, 2590 nucleotides. Its product is annotated as KH domain-containing protein HEN4-like. NCBI's taxonomy places the organism in Eukaryota, Viridiplantae, Streptophyta, Magnoliopsida, Myrtales, Myrtaceae. The transcript is spliced from 9 exons. Gene Ontology annotation, cellular component: cytoplasm; nucleus. Gene Ontology annotation, molecular function: mRNA binding. Bases 118 to 2157 code for a protein of 679 amino acids. Gene Ontology annotation, biological process: regulation of gene expression. The record is from RefSeq and is a predicted model, not a curated record.
CUUUCCCCUUCCUCUUCUUCGUCUCUGCAACUGCCAUUGACAAAACCUCAUCCUCUCUCUCUCUCUAAACCCCUUUUCUUCUCAAAUUCAUGAAUUCAACUGGCGGGCCUCGAGAGCAUGGUAAGUAGCUUCCUCACUCUCCCUGCGAAGCGUCGCCCUACGUACCAAGCCUCAGCAUCGAUGUCCGACCCCAGCCAUAGCCUCCUCGCCGCCGCCAACGGCCCCUCCAAGCGCUCCAGGGCCCCUCCUCCGCCCCUCUCCGUCCCUCCCGGCCACGCCGCGUUCCGCCUCCUCUGCCACGCGUCCCGCAUCGGCGGGGUCAUCGGCAAGUCCGGCGCCACCAUCAAGCAUCUCCAGCAGUUGACCGGCGCGAAGAUUCGGGUCGAGGACGCGCCCCAGGAAUCGCCCGACCGGGUCAUCACGGUGAUUGCCUCGAGCGCGGUUUCGACCACAAUCUCGGUCUCGCUCAACGGCGGCGGCGGCGGAGGCGGCAGUCGUGAUGAGAGCCCGGGGGCGAGUGAUGGUGAUGGCGAUGUUGAGGACGAGGUGGAGGUGUCCAAAGCGCAGGAGGCGCUGGUUAGGGUUUUUGAGAGGAUCUUGGAAGUCGCAGCGGAGAGCAACGGAGUUGAAGUGGGAGUCGGGGUGGUUUCUUGCAGGGUUUUGGCGGGGAAGAGCCAGGCCGGGUCUGUGAUUGGUAAAGGAGGGAAGACUGUGGAGAAGAUAAGGAACGACAGUGGUUGCAAGAUUAGGGUUUUGACUGAGCAGCUGCCUGCGUGUGCUGCUGCUGGCGAAGAAAUGAUAGAGAUCGAAGGGGAGGUUCAUGGAGUAAAGAAGGCACUUGUUGCGGUAUCUGGCCGCCUUCAAGAAUGUCCACCAGCUGAUAAGAUACCUGACAGGUCUCGGAUAACUGGUGGCAGAACUCUUGAUUCUUUGUCCCUCCAGACUUUGCCUGACUUUCAUGUAGAUCUUCCUCAGCGGAACCCAGUGUUGCCCGCAAUGCCAAGUGGAGCAGUUAGUUAUGGUGCAGGAGUUCAUCCUUUGGCUGUUGAAGUAAACAGGGCCCCUACUAUUGAAGCGAAAGCACUUCAGCAAGAAGUUAGCUACAGGAUUCUUUGUUCCAAUGACAGGGUUGGGGGUGUCAUUGGAAGGGGGGGCUCCAUUGUUAAGGCUCUUGAGAAUGAAUCAGGUGCUUCAAUAAGUGUUGGACCUACUGUAGCUGAAUGUGAUGAGCGACUAAUAACUAUUACGGCUUUUGAGAACCCCGAAUCACGCUACUCACCUGCACAAAAGGCUGUUGUUCUUGUUUUCACGAGGUCAAUUGAAGCUGGCUCUGAAAAGGUUCUGGAUUCUGGGUCAAGUAAGGGUUCUCCCGUUACUGCUCGUCUUGCAGUCCCGUCGAACCUUGUUGGUUGCUUGUUGGGAAAAGGAGGCUCUAUAGUUUCAGAAACUCGGAGGGUAACAGGGGCUAAUAUUUGGAUAAUGGUGGGUGACCAGGUCCCUAAGUGUGCAUCAGAGGAUGAUGAAGUGGUACAGAUUUCGGGGGAGUUUCCUAAUGUUCAGAAUGCGUUAUACAAUAUAACUGGUAGACUGCGAGAUAACAUUCUUCCCAGCUCAUCGAACAAUUUGGGAAGCAGAAUGGCUUCCUCUGUUUUGGCAGAGACUAGUCCUUAUGGAAGACUAAAGGAUCCUGUUGCUCUGGGUUUGGACACAUCACCAGGUAUUUCUCCAGGUCUAAGCAGAUACGCUACUUUGACACCUAGUACAGAUCAACCUGGAUUAAGGCAUCAUCUUGAUCAUCCUUCCCCACCAAGGUUGUGGACAUCACAGGGGGUUGCUGGAGUUCCACAAAGGAGCAUCUCAGAUGUUGGCAGAGGUUUGACAUCACUAAGAAGUGGUACAGAACUUGGCAGUGGGAGUAAAUCUGCUGUUGUGACAAACACUACGGUUGAGAUCAUUGUACCUGAAAAUGUCAUCCACUGUGUCUAUGGGGAGAAUGGUAACAAUUUGACUAGACUGAGACAGAUUUCUGGUGCAAAGGUUAUAGUGCACGAACCUCGUCCAGGGAAAAGUGAGAGGACCAUUGUCAUCUCUGGCACGCCGGAUGAGACUCAAGCUGCGCAAAGCCUUCUUCAUGCAUUUAUUCUCACUGGUUCAUGACAACAGAUUCACUAAUGGAACCUUCGGCUUUGCAUCUUUUGGCGGUUUCUUCUCUGGCCCAAUGCCAUCGCGGUGGUCGGAGGUGUCCUGACUCCGUGUCUGUCGAGAUUGAUGCUGAAGAAGGAAUGAGAAUCUUUGGACCGGGGAUCGAGGGUAUUUCCACAGUUGGGGAUAAGUAAAAUGUUCAGUGACAAUAGCUAUGUGGCCCAGUUAAUAAGAGGGAGGAGCAGGGGCAAGUGCAGCUAGCACUCUUUGGUCGUGCAACUUGAAUGAGAUGAAUGGUAGGUCAUACCUGUUUGAAAGUAUUCUCAUCUAUAUGGCAAGGAGUGUACAAUCUUUUCCACGGCUCGAAACAUUCUCUACGAUCUCACCAUUUCUUCUUUUUUCAUUUGAAUCAGGCCAGACUAUAUAAAAGUAGACAAGUUUCAAGUUG